Sorghum bicolor (sorghum) is the source of this 2088-nucleotide messenger RNA. RefSeq lists its product as uncharacterized. The record is from RefSeq and is a predicted model, not a curated record. The transcript has a single exon. Bases 1 to 2088 code for a protein of 695 amino acids. NCBI's taxonomy places the organism in Eukaryota, Viridiplantae, Streptophyta, Magnoliopsida, Poales, Poaceae.
AUGGCGGCUGGAUUGGCAGUGUAUUUAAUGGGAGCAAUUUCUGAAACGCUGGUGGACAUGCGGAAUGAAUGGGCAGUGCAGAGUCUGGUCCUGUUUAGUUUCUCACUGCAGGUUUUCCUGCUCAUGUUCGCUUGGACGCGCCGGAAGAACGUCGCCACUUUGACAAGGUUUCUCCUAUGGCUGGCAUACCAGCUUGCCGACUCCACAGCCUUGUUCACCCUGGGCCAUAUGGCCAUCAGAGCUCGGUCGCCGGACGAGCAGCAGCUCAUGGCGUUCUGGGCGCCCUUCCUGCUUGUGCAUCUUGGUGGCCAGGACACCAUCACCGCCUACUCCUUCGAGGACAACCGCCUCUGGCUGCGCCACCUGCAGACUCUCGUCGUCCAGUUCCUGGGCGCCGCCUACGUCCUGCACAAGUAUAUCCCAGGCAGCGAGAGAUUGAUCCGUGUAGCUUCGAUCCUGAUGUUCAUCGUUGGUGGGCUCAAGUAUGGCGAGAGGAUCUGGGCACUCCGGAGUGCUAGCAUGGACAGCAUCUGGAGCACUCUUGACAACGAAAAAUCAGACGCGAAUGCCCGCAGGAUGGAAAGCCGGAGCAUUCUCAAGGAGCUGGUGGAGAAGAUGUGGAACCCUCUGGAUGACGAGGACAUCCUGAUGGCAUCGCAUGGCCUGCUCGACGUUUGCAAGGGGAUCUUCAUCGGCUCGCAGCGAGAACGAGGUGGUGGAGCUGCAGACUUGAUCGGCCCCUUGAUGAGCCGCUGCCGCCAUGAAAAUCGCCUGGACAUGCUCAUGGAGAUGGAGCUGUCACUCAUGUACGACAUCAUGUACACCAAGGCAGCCGUGAUCCACACCUGGUGGGGAUGCUGCAUCCGCGUGGUCUCGCCGGUCGCCACGGCCGUCGCGUUCCUCCUGUUCCGGCUCACCGGCAAAGGUGGCCACAGGGAGAAGGACGUCGUCAUCACAUACGUCCUCCUGGCCGGUGCCUUGCUCCUGGAGACGGCGUCGCUGGUCAGGGCGGCUGGGUCGACAUGGACAGCUGCGUUCCUGCACGCCAAGAGAUGGGACCAUCUUUACGAGUUUCAGGAUUUCAGGCUCUUCCUCAAGGCGGCAAGCUACAGAAGGUGGUCCGGCACUGUCGGGCAGUACUGUCUGCUGCAGUCAUGGUGCCACGACAUGGCGGAGCCGACCGGCAUCAGAGUGGCAGAGCUGAUGGGGUUGGAGAGCUGGUGGUACCAGUUGCGCAACUCGCAGUCUGACCAGAUGAUCUCAGGCACUACCAAGGAGCUGAUGCUGCGGGAGAUAUUCGAGAUGGGUCCUGACCGCCGGAACGUGAGCUCUCGGCCAGGUCUCCUCGCGCUGCAGCAACACCAGCUGCAUUCUGAGUUUGGCUGGAGCGUCGAGGAGUCCGAUAUUGAGGGCAGCAUCAUCGCCUGGCAUGUCGCCACAGAUUUAUACUACCGCGCCGCCGCCGCCGCCGCCAACGACGACGACGACAAAGUGGAAGCAGACAUGCUGCAAGCGAGCCAGGAGCUCUCGAGAUACAUGAUGUUCCUCUUUGUGGUACGCCCCUACAUGCUGCCCGGGCCUGUACGGCGGAGCCAAUACAGCAGGACAUGUCGUCUCCUGAACGAAGCCAUAGAGGAGGCAUACACCAAGGCCUGGGACAUUACUACGACCAAGAACAAGAAGGAGGAGGACGACGAGGAGGAAGAGGAUGAACAUUGGGCCAGGGCCACCACUAGGGAGAAACACCGCCGGCUAGACUGGGUUCUGCGCACCUUCGGGAAGAACUUGAAGAAACUACCUCUAAGCAGGCUACAGGGCCAUUUCCUGGAUUCUUUCCUGCCUAAGUUGCCCCCAGCAGAUCAUAACCCAGCAGUAGGAGGAUUUGCCAUUGCUCAAGAGCUCCGCAACCAUCCCAGAAGGCUGCAGGUGAUUCUUGGGGUGUGGGUGGAGAUGCUUUGCUUUGUUGCCAACCAUUGCAGCAGAGAGUCCCAUGCCAGGCAACUCAGCUGUGGUGGUGAACUUGUCACCAUCGCGUGGCUUAUGGCCAAACACGCCAACUUGCUGACCGUCGCCGCUGCUGCAGAUUAA